Messenger RNA from Neurospora tetraspora, 254 nucleotides. RefSeq lists its product as uncharacterized. Lineage: Eukaryota; Fungi; Ascomycota; Sordariomycetes; Sordariales; Sordariaceae. The coding region runs from base 1 to 225 and encodes 74 amino acids. The transcript is spliced from 2 exons. The record is from RefSeq and is a predicted model, not a curated record.
AUGUUGGACAUCUUGGAGCCUCGAAGUUGUGAACACCCAUUUCCUCCCCUCCGAAGAAGAGAAGAGACGGCCAACGACGCGGACUAUGAUGAUUACUCUUGCAACAUUUCAAGGAACAGAGCAAAAGGACAAGUCCCUCGCCCUGUUCCCCCCAUCUCCAACCCCUUCCGAGUUGCAACACAAGACGUGCCACAGAAGAGAAGGUCUCCCGAAGGAGCCCCAUGAGAGCAGCCAGAUGGCCAGAGCAGUUGGAG